Oncorhynchus mykiss (rainbow trout) is the source of this 5369-nucleotide messenger RNA. RefSeq names its product paired mesoderm homeobox protein 2A. Gene Ontology annotation, biological process: regulation of transcription by RNA polymerase II. The record is from RefSeq and is a predicted model, not a curated record. Gene Ontology annotation, molecular function: DNA-binding transcription factor activity, RNA polymerase II-specific; RNA polymerase II transcription regulatory region sequence-specific DNA binding. Lineage: Eukaryota; Metazoa; Chordata; Actinopteri; Salmoniformes; Salmonidae.
CAAGCCCCAUACAUAGGCUAUCACUCUUACACUGAGAGAAAGGCGACAUCUCGAACAACAUCAAAUAAAAUAUUUAAUUCCAGAAAUCAGAAUCAUAUCAGGAGUUUUUCUUGCAUAAAGACGUCUGGCUGAGGGGGUUAACUUCGCGCGCAUUAGUAAUGCAUGAGUAGUGGGAGGGGGCUGGCCGUGCGCGAUGCCCCCCAAUAGACUCUCGAGACAUUGUCAUGGAAAGAGACCACCGCCUCGCUAUUGUCUCGCGGACUGCCAAGUUUAUUAUAAACACUGCGCGAGCUGGCCGGUGCGCUGUCAUACGGAGCGCAAAGCGAGGUGGUCAGGCAGGGAUCGAGAGAGAAGCUGAUGUGGAUGGAAGAGGAAGCUACUGAUACUGAGAGAGAAAAGAAAGAAAGAUAUUUCAGGAAUAUUGCUGUCAAGGAAGAGAGAACCACAUGAAGAAAUAAAUAUAUAGUCAAAGAACACCCUGCUUUGACUGAAAACAAGAAAACCAAAUUGGAGAGAGGGGCUGCUAACUCGGGGAUCUUAACCUGGUCCUUGGAGAAAUUAGAAAAACUGUUACUCAUUCUGUGGUGUUUUUCCAGCUUCAACGUUUUAAUUCCUCUCGAAUCCUGAGAAGUACAUUUCAUCAAGCGCUCUCCCAGAGUUGUCGUUCUCGCGUCUCCAUGUAUAAAAUGGAUUACUCCUACCUGAACUCAUAUGACUCGUGCAUGGCGGCCAUGGAGGCAUCGGCCUACGCGGACUUCAGCUCCUGCAGCCAGGCCAGCUCGUUCCAGUACAACCCGAUCCGGACCGGGUUCGGUGCCAACCCGGGCUGCGCGCCCCUCAGCACCGCGAACUGCACACUGGGGUCCCUGCGCGAGCACCAGCCCACACCCUAUUCCACAGUUCCAUAUAAGUUCUUCUCGGACCCUUCUGGUUUGAACGAGAAGCGGAAACAGCGGCGCAUAAGGACCACCUUCACGAGCUCACAGCUGAAGGAGCUGGAGCGCGUGUUCGCAGAGACCCACUAUCCCGACAUCUACACGCGCGAGGAGCUUGCACUCAAGAUCGACCUUACUGAGGCGCGAGUACAGGUGUGGUUCCAGAACCGGAGGGCUAAGUUCCGUAAGGUGGAGCGUGCGGCCAACUCUAAAUCUGGUAACGGGACCGGGGGCCCAGGAGGGAACAAUGGCUGUACCGGGGGUAAAAAGGGCGAGCCCAGAUCUUCCUCGGAUGACGACGAAUCAAAAGAGUCCACCUGCAGUCCCACCCCUGACAGCACCGCCUCGCUGCCCGGCUCAGCCAAUGGGAACAUGGGUAGCCCCGCCAGCCUCAGCCCCAGCCCCGCCCCUGCUAACAGUGGCUACGCUAACACUUCCAGCUCCCCCGUUCUGCAGGGGCUCAAACCCCCUGUCUGGCCCAGCCUAGGCCCCGCCCACCCAGGAAUGGCCCAAACCGCAGCCCAGGCUCCAGAGCUGCUGAAGGCGUGGCAGCCGGCAGACAGUAUGACAGGGCCUUUCGCUGGCGUGCUCUCCUCCUUCCACCGGAAACCCAAUGCUCUCAAGACUAACCUGUACUAGAGACAAGGAGCAGAGAUCUCUAGUAUAAUUACUGUAUAUCUAUACAGACUAACCUGUACUAGAGACAAGGAGCAGAGAUCUCUAGUAUAAUUACUGUAUAUCUAUACAGACUAACCUGUACUAGAGACAAGGAGCAGAGAUCUCUAGUAUAAUUACUGUAUAUCUAUACAGACUAACCUGUACUAGAGACAAGGAGCAGAGAUCUCUAGUAUAAUUACUGUAUAUCUAUACAGACUAACCUGUACUAGAGACAAGGAGCAGAGAUCUCUAGUAUAAUUACUGUAUAUCUAUACAGACUAACCUGUACUAGAGACAAGGAGCAGAGAUCUCUAGUAUAAUUACUGUAUAUCUAUACAGACUAACCUGUACUAGAGACAAGGAGCAGAGAUCUCUAGUAUAACUGCUGUAUAUCUAUAUUGUCCUUCCCCCUCUAUCUACUGCCCCCCGGAGCGGGACUACCUUAUUACCACGCAAACACUCCAUGUGGCAGUUGUAGUUUGUGAAUGUGUGAGUGUUUGUGUUGAAGUGUGUGUAACAUGCAUCUCGUAUGGGGAGUGUGUGUGUGUGUGUUUAUGUAUGUGUGUGUAUGUGUGUGUGUCAGUUGUCUGUAUGUUCUCACUCCAACAAAGCUACACGUACUUCCCAACACACACACUAUACACAGUACGAAAGGCCUUAGCAGACAUUGUGGUGCACUUAGUAACACUAGCUCCUAGCCCCUGUACCCCCUGAUUAGUAACACUAGCUCCUAGCCCCUGUACCCCCUGAUUAGUAACACUAGCUCCUAGCCCCUGUACUCCCUGAUUAGUAACACUAGCUCCUAGCCCCUGUACCCCCUGAUUAGUAUGUGAACAUGGCAGGGUGAAGGUAAACAGUCAGUCUCCCUGGGGAGACUCAGGGGACAAAACCCAAACUGUUACCAGCAAGCACAACUUCCUUUAUAUCCCUGGCAGAGAGAGGGGACCCCCAAAUCCCUCUGUACUGGAGAGGGGACCCACAAAUCCAAUUAUCCCCCUGAAGGCCAGACCAGACCCCCACUCACAUCCUCACUACACCCAACGCCAAUGUACCCCGACACAACUCCUACUGUCAGACAACCCCCCCGCCACCCCAAUCCCUGUUUCCCUGGACAACCAGCUCAAACAUCUCACAUAUAUGUAUUCCUUUACUCUUCACAUAGCGACGCUCCCUCCCUGACUGACUGGCUGGCUGGCUGGCUGGCUGGCUGACUGGCUGGCUGGCUGGCUGGCUGGCUGGCUGGCUGGCUGACUGGCUGACUGGCUGGCUGGCUGACUGGGGGAAAGUGGGGGCAGAGGUUUAAGAUGUUUUGGGAUUCAGGUCAGCAUUGUUGUACUUCCUCUGACCUGAGCUUGAACACUAGUGGACCAGUGGUUGACCUUUAUUAUUCCAUAAAACACGUCACUCUAAUGGUCUGUGACACUACUCCCCGUGUCCCUCUCUCUCCCUCUCUCCCCGUGUCCCUCUCUCUCCCCGUGUCCCUCUCUCUCCCUCUCUCCCCGUGUCCCUCUCUCUCCCUCCCUCUCUCUCCCUCUCUCCCCCUCUCUCCCCGUGUCCCUCUCUCUCCCUCUCUCCCCGUCUCCCUCUCUCUCCCUAUGUUACUAAAGAGACGGCACUCAAGACAGCUAUACUGGAGAACAGUUAUUUAUUGAUGAGAAAAUAAUGGAAUAACAAUAAACACGUUUUCGUGACCAAAAGCAGUGUCUUUUGAAAUAGACAGAUAUCAAAAUGUUGUAAUUGAACAUGAUUUGUAAAUAAUAAUAUAAAUAUGAGUCCUAGUCUAGUGUUUUUUCCACAUUGCUUUGAGGUUCAUUACAGCUCUGUUCAUUACAGAGCAUGUCUCAGCUCACUGCCCAUCUUGUCUACAUAAGGGCAAAGGGAAGGCUUAUAGCAACUGUGUGAAGGGUUAUAGAGGUUGUGUGAAGGGUUAUAGCACUACUGUAAUAUUCUGUCAAAUAAAUCUAAAAGCAUUGCUCAAACUAACGAGAUGUGGUUUUGUGUGUCCUUGGCUUUGAUAUGCUAAGGGGUCAUAUCACUCUUUCCUGCACUCACAUUUCUUCCUCUUCUUUUCAAAUAAUCUCUCCCUUGGUCUCACUCUCUCUCACACACACAGAAAAGGGAGUCACAGUGGCCAGCUAUUCUCAGCACCAAUGAGGGAAAGUGUAAAAUAUACCCUAUCCCAGUGUCAAAACCGAAGCUUCAGAAGUCAGUGAUGGUGAAACCAGUCCUCAUAGUCAGCUGGAGGAGAGACAGAACAAGAUGUCAUCACCAUUGACAAGCCAUUAUUACAUCACCAUUGACAAGUCAUUAUUACGUCACCACUGACAAGUCAUUAUUACAUCACUAUUGACAAGUCAUUAUUACAUCACCAUUGACAAGUCAUUAUUACAUCACUAUUGACAAGUCAUUAUUACAUCACCAUUGACAAGUCAUUAUUACAUCACCAUUGACAAGUCAUUAUUACAUCACCAUUGACAAGUCAUUAUUACAUCACUAUUGACAAGUCAUUAUUACAUCACCAUUGACAAGUCAUUAUUACAUCACCAUUGACAAGUCAUUAUUACAUCACCAUUGACAAGUCAUUAUUACAUCACUAUUGACAAGCCAUUAUUACAUCACCAUUGACAAGUCAUUAUUACGUCACCACUGACAAGUCAUUAUUACAUCACUAUUGAUUGACAAGUCAUUAUUACAUCACCAUUGACAAGUCCUUAUUACAUCACCAUUGAGAACUUCAGUUAGGUUAGUCCUGUUUUAAUAACGUGCUGUAUGAUAGUGUAUGAUGUGUGUUAUGGUAAACAAUAAAGGCAAUUUCUACUUCCUGUCUAUUUGAAUCAUAUUAUUCUUCCUUGUCCUCUCGUAGGUUUUUCCAUCAGAAACACAUAAAACCUUCAAAUGUAGUCAGUUAUACUGCCAAGAGAAAAACAGCAUUGACGGGUUAAAUAUUAGCUUAACAAGAAAUCAAUGGUUACACGGUUACAUCCAGAAAAAGACUGGAGCUCGAAACACUGACAAUCUUUUCAGAUUGUAUAGAGUAUAGGAGAAAGUACUGUAGGAUAAUGCCCUAGGGAAUGGGUCUAGGAGAAAGUACUGUAGGAUAAUGCACUAGGGAAUGGGUCUAGGAGAAAGUACUGUAGGAUAAUGCCCUAGGGAAUGGGUAUAGGAGAAAGCACUGUAGGAUAAUGCGCUAGGGAAUGGGUAUAGGAGAAAGUACUGUAGGAUAAUGCCCUAGGGAAGGGGUAUAGGAGAAAGCACUGUAGGAUAAUGCGCUAGGGAAUGGGUAUAGGAGAAAGCACUGUAGGAUAAUGCGCCAGGGAAUGGGUAUAGGAGAAAGUACUGUAGGAUAAUGCGCUAGGGAAUGGGUAUAGGAGAAAGCACUGUAGGAUAAUGCGCCAGGGAAUGGGUAUAGGAGAAAGUACUGUAGGAUAAUGCCCUAGGGAAUGGGUAUAGGAGAAAGUACUGUAGGAUAAUAUGCCAGGAAAUGGGUAUAGGAGAAAGCACUGUAGGAUAAUGCUCUAGGGAAUGGGUAUAGGAGAAAGCACUGUAGGAUAUUGCGCUAGGGAAUGGGUAUAGGAGAAGGUACUGUAGGAUAAUGCGCUAGGGAAUGGGUAUAGGAGAAAGUACUGUAGGAUAAUGCUCUAGGGAAUGGGAAGGGGUAUAGGAGAAAGCAUUUAAAAGCAAAUACUUUUACUCAAGUAGUAUUUUACUGUGUGACUUUCACUUUUACCAUUUUCUUUUUCUUUAACCUUCAUUUAACCAGGCAAGUCAGUUAAGAAC